AUGAUGAAAGAAGCUAUUGUGAGCCUGGGCCCGAAGGUCAAGAUUGUGGAUAGUCCGAUUCCGGAACCUGGGCCCGAGCAGGUCGUUAUCCAGGUGGUGGUUAGUGGGAGUAAUCCUAAGGACUGGAAAAUCCCCGAAUGGCUUAACGAAACGAUGAACACGGGCGACGACAUUGCGGGCUUCGUGCACAGCGUCGGCUCCAACGUCUGGGAGUUCAAACCUGGUGAUCGCGUCGCGAGCUUUCAUGAGAUGCGCACGCCGGGCGGCAGUUAUGCAGAGUAUGCCGUGGGCUGGCAGCAUACGACGUUUCAUAUUCCGAAGAAGACGAGCUUCGAAGAUGCAGCGACCAUCCCCCUCGCCGCCAUGACCGCCGCUCUCGGCCUACACAUCCGCCUGGGACUCCCCAUGCCCUUCAUCCCAGCCGCAGAGCCCAUCCCGCUCGUCAUCUACGGCGGCGCCUCGGCCGUCGGCGCCUACGCCAUCAAGCUCGCCUCGCACGCCGGCAUCCACCCCAUCAUCGCCGUCGCGGGCCGCGGCAUCCCCUUCGUAGAGACGCUGAUCGACCGCUCCAAAGGCGACACCAUCGUCGACUACCGCGGCGGCGACGCCGCCGUCGUGCAAGGCCUGAAAGACGCGCUGGGUGGCACACCGCUCCACCACGCCUUCGACGCCACCAGCGACCACAACUCGUACGUCAACAUUGCGAAGGUGCUAGAUCCGCAGGGGAAGAUGACGCUGGUGCUUCCCGGGAAGCAGUACGAGGGCGUUCCCGAGACGGUGCAGAAGAGCAUGACGAGUGUGGGCGAGGCGCAUAAGGGGAAUAAGGACUUUGCGUAUGUGUGGUUUAGGUAUAUGGCACGGGGGCUGGAUGAGGGCUGGUUUAUGCCGCAUCCGUGUGAGGUGGUGAAGGGGGGGUUGGAGGGCUUGGAGGGCGCGUUGACGAAUUUGAGGGAGGGCAGGGCGAGUGCGGUUAAGUAUGUUUUUAGGAUUGGGGAGACGCCGGGGGUUAAGGGCGCGCAGCUGUAG
This is a messenger RNA of Trematosphaeria pertusa, 1026 nucleotides long. RefSeq names its product GroES-like protein. The record is from RefSeq and is a predicted model, not a curated record. NCBI's taxonomy places the organism in Eukaryota, Fungi, Ascomycota, Dothideomycetes, Pleosporales, Trematosphaeriaceae. The transcript is spliced from 3 exons. Gene Ontology annotation, molecular function: oxidoreductase activity, acting on NAD(P)H. The coding region runs from base 1 to 1026 and encodes 341 amino acids.